Messenger RNA from Actinia tenebrosa (Australian red waratah sea anemone), 1747 nucleotides. Its product is annotated as stimulated by retinoic acid gene 6 protein-like. The record is from RefSeq and is a predicted model, not a curated record. Gene Ontology annotation, molecular function: signaling receptor activity; retinol transmembrane transporter activity. Gene Ontology annotation, cellular component: plasma membrane. Gene Ontology annotation, biological process: vitamin A import into cell. Lineage: Eukaryota; Metazoa; Cnidaria; Anthozoa; Actiniaria; Actiniidae.
CUUUUUAAUUCUCCUAUUUGAGGAAUCACGCCCCACUUUCGUUUAUGAAGAACUACAACCAUAAAGGAAAGAUAGAGUGUAUCUCAAGAAACAGCAUUUUUUCAGGACAACAAAUAUGAUUCCCAACAACCGUUCGAAGGGAUUUCAUUAUGCUGCUAUUUCAACAUGUCUGUUUGACAAGAGUGUGUAUGAUGUAUAUUGCAUCGUACCUGCUUUCAUCAUCAUCACGAUACUUGCAUUCCUGAACAAGAGAGUCCGCAUUAAACCCAAAAGCUGUGAUGGAAGACCUGGCUUAGUCUUGCCCUGUUGUUUUGUUCGGGACAGCAACAGUAAUCGUCUGGCCUUUGCUGUAGCGUUUGGUGCUAUUGAAGUGAGCUGCUACAAGCUUUUUACUGAAAUCACUGGCUAUAGCUUUCUAUCACUUUCAUCAGAUCCAGUCAUUAAACUUGGUCGUGGGCCCUGGGGAAAAGAAUUGACUUUAGUUGUAUGGGUCCUGUUGUAUGGAUGGAUCAACUUCCCCAUCUUUGCCUGUCUGAUGACUGACCACCUGUUGGUUGGUGCGUUGUUUGGGUUCUUGUAUACUCUAAUGAAGUUUACUGUUGCUUUGGUUCUUAUCUUCUCUUGCCCUAACGCAUUUGCCCGUCUUAUCACGAAAACCGGUGAGGGUCGUGCGUACGAGCAAUCAGUGUUGUACACUAGACUUCCUGACCUACUGUGUCACCUUUUCUUGCUGAUCCACUUCUGGCUCGUAUUGACCAAGGUACUUCGUCGAAAAGUCCGGGGAGCUCCUGCAGAGGACUCAACUGCCACUGUUGCCAAGAGACAUGACUAUAUCCACGUAGACCUGUUGCUAGGCGACAAACUGAAUGACAGCUCAAAUAUACCUCAUAACUGGUAUAUAAGACUGAAGGACAAGAUAUAUAAACCAAGACCAGGUAUGGAACUCUUCCUUCUAAAAACCAAGAUUCAUGAGUUAGUUUGCUUAAAGAUAUGCACUGUUGUUGGAUGUUUCCUGAUGACCGUAUCUUGGACCAUACUGAUGUCAAUUAUUUCUAAAAUAAUCGUGCAGUUUCGUCGAAGAUUGGCGCAUACUGGAGUUCGCAGUACCAAUGAUUAUGUUUUUAGCAUUUUCCUUUUAGUGUAUGAGGUUGUUGAAGAAUCUCUCUACUUAGCCGUCUUCUUCACUUGCGCCCUCUCUGUUUUGUUGAUGCUACACUUUAUGAAAUGCCACAGAGAAGACAUACUGAUGUCUUACAAAGUAAAGCGAGACCUCGGUAAUAGCCCUUCCAGACUUGUGAUUAGAAGUAUCAGUUAUCCUGGAUAUCAAAUCGCAUACAUUGGCUGGGGUUACAAUUUGGUUUUGGUAAACUUGAUUUUUGUCAUCUUCUUUAUUGGUUUCUGUGUAAAGUUCUUGAACUGGGCAUAUUUUUGGGACCUCAUGCAGCAUAUCCUACCUCUUGUAGUGCUUUCUAUGUGUGUUUGGUUUUUCCAGUACUUGAUGGGAAGGCUGGUGUUCAGGGAUCGUCGCUUUCCAGAUAAAACCAUCAAUAUCAAUAACCACCGUCUCUACUGCAUAAUGUCGUACUUCUUUUUCUUCUUCAACAUUUGGGUUGGGUAUAUAUCUUCAACGUUACGGAUGGUGGGAUCAACGUUUCUCGAGAGUGUCUUCUUUGCACGCAUUGAUCGAACACCUUUAAUGCUAGGAUACCACAAUUGGGACCAAGGUAAGAUUAUAUAUGGUCAGUGA